CACCAAUCUUACCAGAAUUUAUUUGAAAUUCGCAAAUAUACCCUGAAUCAUCAGCCUGCACCCAAACUUUGUAUCCACUCCAUUUAUUUCUUUCUGUAAAAAAAAUAAAUGACCGUUUACAGUCCUAGUGGUUACCUCGAGAAACCACUACAUAGUACAGGGAACAAAACCCAGUCAGAUGGCAUGAAAUAUUACAGUUAUAAAACUAAAUACUGA
This is a messenger RNA of Acanthoscelides obtectus, 216 nucleotides long. Lineage: Eukaryota; Metazoa; Arthropoda; Insecta; Coleoptera; Chrysomelidae. The record is from the annotation of a GenBank genome assembly.